This is a messenger RNA of Dicentrarchus labrax (European seabass), 6536 nucleotides long. It is a transcript of the gene crb2a, whose product is annotated as crumbs cell polarity complex component 2a. Gene Ontology annotation, cellular component: protein-containing complex; plasma membrane. Gene Ontology annotation, biological process: establishment or maintenance of epithelial cell apical/basal polarity; heterophilic cell-cell adhesion. The record is from RefSeq and is a predicted model, not a curated record. The coding region runs from base 126 to 4538 and encodes 1470 amino acids. Lineage: Eukaryota; Metazoa; Chordata; Actinopteri; Moronidae. Gene Ontology annotation, molecular function: calcium ion binding. The transcript has 13 exons.
UGUGUGUAUGCCAGUCUCUAAACACAGGGCAACAGCAACAUAGUGAGCAUGCCAGUACUUUAGUACUUCUCACUUUUUUUUACACACCUUGUGGUCUUGUGCGGACCCAGGACAGUGGUUUCAUCAUGGAGUUGGGAAAAAUUCACCUGAAUCUAAAGACAGUGCUGCUGACGAUGAUGAUGUUCAAAUGGGGAAUCCUCUGCACAGCUACAUCAGAUAAAUGUUUGUCUGCGCCCUGCCAGAAUGAAGCUUCCUGUGUGGACACCAUGGAUGAUUACGCCUGUAUCUGUGCCAGAGACGGGGUCCGAUACAUGGGCAAAAACUGUGAUGAACUCUACGACGCCUGCUCCUUUGCUCCGUGUGAGAACUGCACCAGCACCCCUGGAACCACAGAAUACCACUGCAUCUGCCCUGACGGACUGACAGGUGACAACUGCACGGAGGAGGUCGACGAGUGUCAGAGCAACCCGUGCUCCGAACCCCGCUCUCUCUGCGUGGACCAGCUGAAUGGAUACUUCUGCAGGUGUCCUCCAGGGUAUGGAGGAGGGGACUGCAGGACGCAUGUGACCGACUGCAUCGAUGACCCCUGCAGGAACGGUGGGACUUGUGUUUUACAACUGGAGGGCUUUGAGUGUCUCUGUGCACAAGGGUUUGAGGGGAAGACCUGCGAGGAAGACGUGAAUGAAUGUUUGUCUGAGCCUUGUCAGAAUGGAGCUAUCUGUAUAGAUGGAGUGGCAGAGUUCCAUUGCUUCUGUGUGCCUGGUUUCCAGGGAUACAACUGUGAGAUCGACAUCAACGAGUGUGCUUCACGACCCUGCGAGAACAACGCCACUUGCAUCAAUGAAAAGGACCACUACGAGUGCGAGUGUCUGGAGGGCUUUGGAGGAGUCAACUGUGAAAUUGAAAUAGAUGAGUGUGAGUCUGGCCCCUGCCGCAACCGAGCCACCUGCCACGAUCUGAUCGCCAUGUACUCCUGUGAGUGUUUGCCCGGGUUCGAUGGCAUCGACUGCGAGGUCGACGUUGAUGAGUGCGCCAGUGAGCCCUGUCAGAAUGGAGCCGUUUGUCAUGACAUGGUUAACAGCUAUGAAUGUGACUGCAGUGAUACAGGAUUUGAGGGUGACCACUGUGAAGUGGACAUCCCUGAGUGUGCUUCUGAUCCCUGUCAGCAUGGUGCCACGUGUUUAGAGGGAGUCAGAGGAUACACCUGCCUCUGCUGGCCAGGCUACGAGGGAGCAAACUGUGAGGUUGAUAUAGAUGAGUGUGCCGAGGAGCCCUGCGAGAACGACGGGGAGUGUUUUGAGCGUUCAGAUCCAUCUCACUGGGAUCUGGACUGGGAGCUCAGCUAUGCAGACGCAGCUGGCUAUAUCUGCCAGUGUCAGCCCGGGUUUGCGGGAGAGAACUGUUCCGUCAACAUUAAUGAGUGUGAGUCUGAACCCUGCCAGAAUGGAGGCACUUGUGAGGAUAAGAUCAAUGGCUACACCUGUACAUGCUCUGUUGGAUUUCUAGGUGAGCUGUGCGAGGUGAACAUUGAUGAAUGUGAGAGCCAGCCCUGUCAGAAUGGUGGCUGGUGUGAAGACGGCAGGGCGUCCUACACCUGCCACUGUCCUGAGGCAGAACCAGGUGACCUUCCUUGGGGGGGUGACCACUGUGAUGUGAAACUCUACGGCUGUGUGGACCACGAGUGCCAGAAUGGAGCCACCUGCCACCCAUGGCUAGAGGGUGGAGAACACGGUCACACGUGCUUGUGCCCUCACGGCUUCUACGAUGAGCAGUGUUCCACAAGAACAACGUUCUCCUUCUCCACUCCUGGAUUCGUUCACAUCCAGGUUGUUCUCGAAGAAAGGAUCCGUAGGGAGGUUGAGCACCGUGUUCAUCGUGGGUUUGGGGUACAGCUACGGUUCCGGACAACUUUACCCAAUAUGUUGCUCUUCUACAGAGGGGAUGUGGACAAUCACCUCCUCCUGGAGCUCGUCAAUGGUGGUCUUCAUGCAAAAGUCUUUUCUGAGGAGUCUGAAAUGGAUGUGACAUUUUCUGGUUUGGUUAGUGACGGACACUGGCGAGAUGCUCAUGUGUUUGUAGAUAAUGAAGGUCUGGUUUUGAUUGUGAAAGGACCUGGCUGUGACAAGGACGGAUGCAAAGUUAUAGAUGGUGGUGCUGACGAACCACCUUUCCAGCCCUCCGAAGCCUUUACUGAUAUUUAUGUAGGUGGAGCACCGGAGGAGCUUUUAGAGUACUCUGUUAGUGGAGCAGACUUCAUUGGAUGUAUGGAAGACCUGAUGAUCGACUCUAAGCCUAUCCUACCCCAAACACUUCCAGAGGACCAAGGCCAUGAGCUGGGAUGCAGUAAGACUGAAUGGUGUACGCCUGACCCCUGCAACGGACAUGGACGCUGUGUGGACCAGUGGAUCAGCUAUCAGUGUGACUGCUACCGUCCCUUCCAUCAUGAGAGCUGCUCUGAAGAAUUCCCCUCGUGGACAUAUAGCCAUGAGGACACAGUGAGUUUCAGUGCCUACGAUGUAGGUAAGAACCACGGGAGCAACUUCAACGUGUCCUUCUUCCUGAGGUCUUUAAAGCCAGACGGGCUGCUGUUCCAGCUGAGGAGGCCCACAGACGAAGAGGGGGGCGAGGUCUACUUCUCAGUCUACCUGGGGAUGGGGAGGGUUUUUGUCAGCUCUCUGCCUAACAGCUCCCCGCUGACAGCUCCAAUAUUUGUGACCACUGGCGAGAAGCAGCUCCUGCAGGUGGAGGUCCAACAAAGGCAGGUGAUCUUUGAGCACGCAGGCCUUCGUUAUGGGAUAGGAGAGAUCCCUGAGGUUACUGUUAACAGCGGGGACCAGGCCUUUGUAGGAGGACUUCCAGGGUACUUGGACUCUGAUGUGUGGGGGGGGCAUUACAAAGGUUGCCUGCAGGACCUGCGUUUAGACUUGGUGCAUCUAGAUGUGGAUUCCUGGAACCGCUCAGAUGAGGAGGAAGUGUAUUUGCCAGGUGAUGCUGAAAAUGUAAAGGAGGGCUGCGUCAGUGAUGAUACCUGCAAGAUGACGCCUUGUCAAAAUGGAGGAGAAUGCACCAUCACAUUCAACGAUUUUACAUGUUCUUGUCCGGAGGAAUACACUGGAAAGACCUGUGAAACACGUGUGUGGUGCGUUAGUGAUCCUUGUGUCAAUGGCGGUCAUUGUGUGGACCUUCCUGAUGGAUAUGAAUGUGUGUACAAUGCCACGUUUGAGAACAACCCUGUGCACUACAGUGCUGGAGGCUCCCUGGCUGAACCGGUCUCUGACAUAUACAUGGAGCUGCGGACUCGUUCAGAGAACGCCAUGCUCCUCAGAGCCUCCUGGGGUUCUGAUCUACUGAUGGUUGGCCUUCUGGACUCUUCAGUCCGGGUGGAGAUUCACAUUGGCAACAGUGUUGAGACGCUGACCUUUACAGGAGUUCGUCGAGUGGCUGAUGGGAGCUGGCACCGUGUGAACAUUUCAAUGGUUGAGAAGGAACGCAAAGCCUCUCCCUGGGUCAUCACCGUGGAUGGAAUCACAGACGCCAGCAGCGUGCCAGAGCGCACAGGAAGCCUUAAUUUUCUUAAUGAGAAGGGCGCCACGCUGGCUAUUGCAGAGAGCUUUACUGGUUGCUUGGGUGCACUGAGAGUCGGAGGAGUCUACCUUCCUUUUGUGGAUGACAAUAAAGCCCCACAGCCAUCGCAGUUCCAUUUGGAUGGCAAAGCAAAGAUUCGUUUGGGUUGUUCCAGUGCCCCUGUUUGUGAUUCAGAUCCUUGUCUAAAUGGAGCCACCUGUGAAGACCUCUUUAAUAAAUUCGGCUGUGUCUGUGACUCGGGUUGGGAGGGAGAGCAGUGUGAAACAGACACUGAUGACUGCGCGUCUCAGCCCUGCGUCCACGGAAGCUGUAAGGACUACUUAGCUGGUUUUGAGUGCCGUUGCCACUCUGGAUAUGCUGGUGAGCUCUGUGAUGAGGAUCUCGACGAGUGUGAGCAUCACGUUUGUGAACAUGGAGGCACCUGCCAGGAUGGACCCAACAUGUACACCUGCAUAUGCUCCAAGGACUAUAGAGGCCCCCUCUGCCAAUGGGACUAUCCUCCAAUACAGUGUGGCGAAGAUGUCCAGUGUGCAAAUGAAGGUAUCUGCAAUGAUGGGCUGUGGGGAGCUAACUGCACAUGCAUGCCAGGUUUUACAGGCAGCAGGUGUGAAAUGGAGAUCAAUGAGUGUGAGUCUAACCCAUGCCGAAACGGUGGCUCCUGUUUGGAUCGCUUCAACAUGUUCGUGUGCGAAUGCCCGACUGGUUACAGCGGUCCUAUCUGUGACACUAACAAACAAGCACAUAAACAGGGAGUCCCCUGGCUGGUGGUGGCCAUCCCGCUGCUCUGCUUUUGCCUGCUGAUAAUGAUCAUUGGCUUGACCUUCGUGGUGCUCACGGCGAGGAAGAAGCGUCAGUCGGAGGGCGCGUACAGCCCCAGCUCACAGGAGCUAGCCGGGGCUCGGCUGGAGAUGGACAGCAUGCUCAAAGUCCCGCCGGAGGAGAGACUCAUCUGAGACACAGCAGGUGUUUGAGGGGAUCUGAGCACUGCAGGCAGAUGCACACGACUCACUGUGAAACUUUUAGAUACUCUAAAUACCUAGGCUGAACUGAAGGAUGUGUGUUGUAGCAUACAGCCCCCUCCUGGUGGAGACCAGCUACUGCAAUGUGUUAAUCAUGUGAUGCUGAGUUUUUGAUAAAGGACAUCUGCCCCUCAGAAACUGACUUACAGGUUGGGGAAACAAGGAAGUACAAUCCAUUGCUCUAUACACUGUAGUUUGUCUAAGGCAGGGCCUUAACCUGUUUCUAUAGUCCUAAAUAGUGCACAGAGGACAAUUUAAGGGCUUUAUUUUGAGAACCUCUGCACAGCCAAGUGAUACAAGCACACAAAAACUGGCUGCUGGUGUUUCCAUAGUCAGAGGAUUAGAGUGUGCCUGUGGUGCUGCUGGAAACUGGGUUGCAUUUGUAGGAAAGCAUCAUUAGAUGUCAGGGACCCAAACAGCACCCAGCACAGUUGAGCAAAGGCCACUAGAUGCUGGCUCCAAGAAAACUAUGCCUGUGUUAGAGUGACUGGAAAACCAGCACAAUUUAUUUUUCUAUUUACUUGUAAUGUUGAUCUGUGCUGGAGAUUUUGAUAAUUCCACUUAAAAUACAUUACAGCUUAAAUAUAGGAAUAAUUAAGAGUGUGUUUUUUAAUAAAGUGCAUUUUCAUGCACAGGUUUAAUUUGCACACACAAACAUCCACAUCUGAGUGGAAACCCAGCAGUAACUUCUGUGGCUGCAAGUGAAUACCGAAGUGUCAAAAUCUGCAGUUUCUCAAAAACCACUUGAGGCUGGCUCCAUAAGGCCCCAUAUUAAAAUGCCCUUUACAGCUAAAAUAAACCUGUUUACAGCCUGGUACAGAAAACACUUUUGGCCUCUAUAGACAAUUUCCCCAUUCAUGAUAACUGUACUGUUAUAACUAACCUGUUUGAAUUAUAUCAAGGCUUAAAGUAAAAUAUUAAGGUCCGGGCUUUAUUCAGCCCGCCUCAGCUCCACCUCUUUGCCCAUUUUUGGAUUAGCCGGGAGCCGGCAGAGUCAGGACUGCCAAGAUGGCGACGGCCAGAGCCGACCACACUGAGCUUCACAACUGCUCUUCAGAGACCUAUGGGGGACGUCACAGAGACUACAGACAUUUCUAAUGAUACAGUCUACGGUAUUAAUGUGUGUCCUGGGUGAUCUGAUCACAAGUGGACAGCUCUAACUACAGGUGUAAAUGCACCCAUGAUACAUUGAGGAUUCAUUGAGAUCUGAUUGCUCAGACCACAUUCAGAGGUGGUCUGGGCUGCAUUCUUUUAGCACUGUGUCCUGUACCACACUGAAGGACCGCCUCCUCAACUGAAAUCUUCUGCGUAAGCUGAAGUACAUACAAAGAAGAAGAAGAAGCCACAACAACAGACAAAAUGGAUUCUCGUGGUUGAAGUACUCAUGAAACGUGCUGUCUGAUUUCCAUUUGGGGAAAAGCAUCAGUAUAAAAGAGCAAACUCAUUUUAAUUUGCAGGAUACUUGACAACUAAUUUAGUCUUUGAAAACAGAAAUGAUGCUAGUGUUUAUUUGCAUAUAGAGCAGGGAGGUGAGAUUCGAUCUGAAGUGGUCACUCGAGAUGAAUGCGGAGACGCAUUUUAAUGUCAGGUAAAAACUGACGUACUUGAAGUGUCCACUUUGGAUUGACUGAAUCACAUUACCAGGUGUAACCAGGGUCAAUGACAGAACAAUUUGUCUCUCACAAAAACUUACCGGACAGCACAAGGACAUGUCCUCCACCUACUGCCCUCUGUGCAUGGUGUAUGUACUCUGUUAUACCCCCAGGGAGGGCAACCAGUGCUUCUGUGCAGAGACACAGAAACAAACACCAGAAUUUCCCUUUAAAUUGUCUCAGUAAGCUUCUGAAUAGAGAUACAGAACAUGGCUGGGAUUGCCCCCAAAAACAUAGAUUCCCAUAAUCCUUUACCCCCAAAGUUGCACUGUAAUCCAUA